AGCUGUCUGCGAACACUGAGCUGCCUGGCGCCGUCUUGAUAGUUUCAGAAAGAAUGCAUUCCCUGUAAAAAAAAAAAAAAUACUGAGAGAGGGAGAGGAAAAGAGAGAGCGAGAGCGAGAGAGAGCGAGCGAGAGAGAGACAGAGAACGAGACUUAGAGAGCUACGCAAUCUGACCCGGCUGGUCACACGCCUCCUCCUCCUCCUCCUCUCCGCUCCUUGCUACUCAGGUGAUCGGAGGAGCAACCGUCUCUGAGCGCCAAGGAGCCAGUGUGCAGUGUGGCCACACUUGGAUUCCUUUUUCUCUCUUUGCUUUUUUUUUUUUUUCCUUUAUUCCUCCGUGUCUGCUUUUUUUUUUGGGGGGGGGGGCUCCCUCUUUUAGCAUUCUUUCCCCUUUCUUUCUUUUCUUCCUUUCUUUUGCUAAGCUAUCCCGCAAAGAUUUUUCUUUCCUCCCUCAACCGUCCUUUUUUGCCCACCUUUUCUAUCCACUUCACUUCAAACAAACCAUUAAACGACCCCUCUCCUGGGCCUCCGACGGCAGGAGUCCGCGGACCUCCCAGGCCGACAGCCCUCCCUCUACCCGCGAGGGUUCUGGGCCCGGCGUAGAGGGCGCGAGCACAGCCGAGGACAUGGAGGUGACUGCGGACCAGCCGCGCUGGGUGAGCCACCAUCACCCCGCGGUCCUCAACGGACAGCACCCAGACACGCACCACCCGGGCCUCGGCCAUUCGUACAUGGACCCGGCUCAGUACCCGCUGACGGAAGAGGUGGACGUACUUUUUAACAUCGAUGGUCAAGGCAACCACGUCCCGUCCUACUACGGAAACUCGGUCAGGGCUACGGUGCAGAGGUAUCCUCCGACCCACCACGGGAGCCAGGUAUGCCGCCCGCCUCUGCUGCACGGAUCUCUGCCCUGGCUGGAUGGCGGCAAAGCCCUGAGCAGCCACCACACAGCCUCGCCCUGGAACCUCAGCCCCUUCUCCAAGACGUCCAUCCACCACGGCUCUCCGGGGCCUCUGUCCGUCUACCCUCCGGCUUCAUCCUCUUCUCUGGCCGCGGGCCACUCCAGUCCGCAUCUCUUCACCUUCCCGCCCACCCCUCCGAAGGACGUGUCCCCAGACCCGUCGCUGUCCACCCCGGGAUCCGCCGGGUCGGCCAGGCAAGAUGAGAAAGAGUGCCUCAAGUAUCAGGUGCAGCUGUCGGAUAGCAUGAAGCUGGAGACGUCUCACUCCCGAGGCAGCAUGACCACCCUGGGAGGGGCCUCCUCCUCAGCCCACCACCCCAUUACCACCUAUCCGCCCUAUGUGCCCGAGUACAGCUCCGGACUCUUCCCACCCAGCAGCCUGCUGGGAGGAUCCCCUACCGGGUUCGGAUGUAAGUCGAGGCCCAAGGCGCGAUCCAGCACAGAAGGCAGGGAGUGUGUGAACUGCGGGGCAACCUCUACCCCACUGUGGCGGCGAGAUGGUACCGGGCACUACCUUUGCAAUGCCUGCGGACUCUACCAUAAAAUGAAUGGGCAGAACCGGCCCCUUAUCAAGCCCAAGCGAAGGCUGUCUGCAGCAAGGAGAGCAGGGACAUCCUGCGCAAACUGUCAAACCACCACCACCACCCUUUGGAGGAGGAACGCUAAUGGGGACCCCGUUUGCAAUGCCUGUGGGCUGUACUACAAGCUCCACAAUAUUAACAGACCCCUGACUAUGAAGAAGGAAGGCAUCCAGACCCGAAACCGGAAGAUGUCUAGCAAAUCAAAAAAGUGCAAGAAGGUGCAUGAUGCGCUGGAGGACUUCCCCAAGAGCAGCUCCUUCAACCCGGCCGCUCUCUCCAGACACAUGUCGUCCCUGAGCCACAUCUCCCCCUUCAGCCACUCCAGCCACAUGCUGACCACACCGACGCCCAUGCACCCACCCUCCGGCCUCUCCUUCGGACCUCACCAUCCAUCCAGCAUGGUCACCGCCAUGGGUUAAGAUAGGCAGAGCCCUGCUCCACACGCACGAGGAGUCUUGAGUCUGCGAAAGAGUUCCUCCAACCCCUUCUACUUGCGGUUUUUCGCAGGAGCAGUAUCAUGAAGCCCGAAAGCGACAGAUCUGUGUUUUUGAAGACAGAAAGCAAAAUGUUAGCUUCUUUUUUCAAAGGAGCUCCCUGGUGGUGUCUGCGUUCCAACCACUGAAUCCGGAUCCCAUUUGUGAAUAAGCCAUUCAGACUCAUAUUCCCUAUUUAACAGGGUCUCUAGUGCUGUGAAAAAAAAUAUUGCUGAACAUUGCAUAUAACUUAUAUUGUAAGAAAUACUGUACAUUUGAGGAAGACUUUAUUGUACCUGGAUAGCUGUAAGAAAGGCAUGAAGGACGCCAAGAAUUUUAAGGAAUAUAGGGAGAAUAAGGUAUGGAGAUACAGAAGAAACUAAGUCUGAUGUCCAAAUGGGCACGCUGUCAGUUUUGUUUCCCUUUAGUUGUUUGAUGCAUUAAAAAAAAAAAAAAAAGAAAAAAGAAAAAAAAAAAAAGAAAAAAAUGAGGGGAGGGGGAAGAAAAAAAAGAAAUUAAAAAAAAAAAAAAAUAAAUAAAAAACAAAAAAAAAAAAAAAAAAAAAAAAAAAAGGUUGUAGGCAAAUCAUUUGUUUCAGGCUGUGAGCCUCUCCAAAAAAAAAAAAAAAAAUUCAGAUCUGGGCAAUCGGUGUAUAAUCUCACCAAUUGAGGAUUUGAGAAUGUCAUGCCUAGGCCUACAUGCUCUGUGAAUCAGUCCCUGUAAUUGUUGUUUGUAUGUAUAAUUCAGAAGCACCAAAAUAAGAAAAGAUGUAGAUUUAUUUCAUCAUAUUAUACAGACUGAAUUGUUGUAUAAAUUUAUUUACUGCUAGUGUUAGGAACUGCUUUUUUUGUUUUUGUUUUAAUUUUUUUUUUUUUCUUCUCUCUGGAUUUUUGGUUGAGCAAACUAGCUUGCUUUCAGUUGACCUAAGGUGGAUGUACUCUGGAGGGUUUAUUUUUCCUUUUAUUAUUAUUUUUUGAUGGUAUUUAUUAAAUAGCUUCUAUGGGCCCGGCGGUACCUGUCUUUUUGUCACUUCUCUUGCAGCCUAAGCUAUGAAGGUAGCAACGUACCAGCUACCAAUGUGCAUGUCAGCGACCUGGCCACUGACAGGCCUGGUCCUGAGGGCCACUUGGCUGACUGUUAGCCCCUGUGUGUUCUGUAUUAGUGAUCACUGCCUUUAAACAGUCUGUUGGAAUAAUACUAUAAAAAUAAUAAUAAAGUUAAAAUAUUUUAAAACAA
Arvicanthis niloticus (Nile rat) is the source of this 3252-nucleotide messenger RNA. RefSeq names its product GATA binding protein 3 (gene Gata3). Gene Ontology annotation, molecular function: DNA-binding transcription factor activity, RNA polymerase II-specific; zinc ion binding; RNA polymerase II cis-regulatory region sequence-specific DNA binding. Gene Ontology annotation, cellular component: nucleus. Lineage: Eukaryota; Metazoa; Chordata; Mammalia; Rodentia; Muridae. The record is from RefSeq and is a predicted model, not a curated record. Gene Ontology annotation, biological process: cell fate commitment; regulation of epithelial cell differentiation; immune system development.